Messenger RNA from Drosophila busckii, 1693 nucleotides. RefSeq lists its product as uncharacterized. The transcript has 2 exons. The record is from RefSeq and is a predicted model, not a curated record. NCBI's taxonomy places the organism in Eukaryota, Metazoa, Arthropoda, Insecta, Diptera, Drosophilidae. The coding region runs from base 129 to 1586 and encodes 485 amino acids.
UCGACUUAACCUUUCGAAACUUGACUUUUAAAAUUCCAAAAUGUUUAGCAACUAACUCUUUUAGCUUAAAGCAAUUCAAUGGACAAUUUGUGAAUGUAACUGAAGCAGUAGGCAAAAGCUUAAGCAUAAUGCAAUGCAAUGAGAGUACAGAUGCCUGGAGGCCAAGCCCUAACCCAUGCAGUCUACCUGAAUACCCGUCUCGCAGCAGCAGCAGCAACAGCUGCUGUCCUAGAGCUAAUGAACGUCUACCUGCUAGAAAAUGUCGCAUCUGUUCCAUACUCUAUGACGAGCAGGAUCCUAUAGCAGCAUUGGCUAAAAGCUUUGCCACUGCCAGCGCCAGCACGCAAACUGUCUACGUGCAACAUAAGCAAACGCAAACUGCAGGAUACACUGAGUUAUGGCCCAAGCAAGUAGAUGUGGCAACUCAAAUGGAGCCGCAAGUGGAGCAGGGCACGCAGUCUGAAAAGCUAUUUAUGAUUGACAAGAAUGCGCGACAUGCUAUGAAGAAUCCUAUAUACAAAACUGAUCGCGAAGAAGAAACGCGCAGACUCAAUUCACCCAAGCUGGUGGGACUGCGUAAAUUUCUGCAGCGUGUCACACCCUAUCACAAAGGAUUGCAUACAGCAAAGCAUAAUGUGGGGCAUAAACUUCCGCGGGAUAGCUUAGAAUUGCUGCACGAGCAUGAAGAAGUUAAAGUAACGAAUGAGCCAGAGCGUAGACAUGCUGCUCAAUAUAAUCAUCCGCAUAAAGAUGAGCAAUCAGCUCAUCUAACAACAAUGCCUAGAGUGCUGAAACAAAAGUCCAACCAGCAUUUCCAUUAUCAAGCAAACACUGAGCUUGACUCUCAAGGCGAAUGUGCGCGUUGCAAACAUGUGGCCGAGCUGUCCAAACAAAUGCUUGAGCUGCAACAACAGUUGGCCAGACAGCAGCAGCAGAGCAGACAACUUGAGGAGGCGCUUCGGUGCUUGAAAAGCCAACAGCAGACAGCCACUGGCCCCAAAUGUGCUUCAGCUGCCGCCUUUAGCUGCAAAUCCGCCUCGAGUGCCUCCAACUUUGCGCUUGAAGCGCAAGUCUCGAGCGUCUGUCAGUUGUGCAAGGACAAAGAGCUGCCUGUGCUGGAUGAACUGACGCCGGAGCUGCGUCGGCUGAUGGGCAAACGCUGUUGCUACGAGAUCAUGUUGAUGGUGCUGCUGCGCGCCGAUAAUCUUUAUCAUGUGAGUGUCCAGGACAUGCAAACGCAUCAAGUGCUGGGCUGUCUGCUGGCCAGCCAUCGAGCCAUUGAGCAAGCCGUCAACUUGGGUGUCUUUGACCAAAUAUUUACCUUGAAUGUAAUCGAUGUGCGCAAUACGAUUCGCCCUAUUGGCCGCAGCUUUGGCAUACCCUUUGAGUUUGUAGCGUGCGAGCGAGAUGCCAAUAGGCCCUCAUACAUGCGACUGCAGUUGCCACAAGAAGUAGCAGCAGUAGCUAGAGGCGUAGCGCCCACUUUAGUGCCUGAAAUAUCAGAGGAUCCCCAAAUUGAAGAUUCAAAUAUUUGCAAGCUUAUAAACACUGUGAUAAAGCAAUUUCAACAUAGAACGAUCAGCUGAUUGAGAUGAAAACUAGCGCUGCACAUUGCUCGAUUGCUGUUUAUCGAUAAGCGCAGCUUAGUGUUGCAAAUUAACUUUUAAUUAUGUUUCUAAUAAAAAUAGUGUGA